GAGGCCGGGGUUGCCCGGGGCCGGGGCUAAGGGGCUCCGGCCCGCUGCUUUGUCCGCCGACUCGGGAGGGGGCGGCCUGCACGCGCGAGGGACAGGGUCUGGGGGCGCAGGGAGGGGCGGCGGCAGGGACAACUGUCCGCCCGAGUGCCUUCUUACGCCCCCCGCGGGCUGCCUCGCGGGGGCUCGUAAGCGGGGCAAGCUAUUCCCUUCGCUACAGGGUCCGGAAGCGCGGACUGGUCAUGGGGAGCGGGGGUCCCCCGUGCUGUCCGGUCCGAGGCCGGGAUCUUCUCCAGGUCCCCGAACUGCCCCCGGCUUUGCCACCUCCGACGGAAAGUUUGGGGCGGGCUUGGACGGAGGCCGAUGUUGUGGGAUCGGAUUUCCCUGCCGCGGCCCCCCAGCCUCCCGCCCGCUCCGCUCCGCUGGGGAGGCGGGCUGUCCUGGAAAGGCUGGAGCGCUCGCCUUGCAGCCGCGGGGGUGCCAUCCACGGCCCGCCGCUCGGGGUGGGCAAGGGUCGGGGGCGCGAGGCCGGGAUCCUGCACCCCUCCACCCCCGCACCGCAAGGCUGCCCGUUUCCCCCGCUCUGGGAGGAGCUGGGAGCAGGGGCACCACUGUGCGAGCAGAGCAUCGGAGUGCGCCGCGGGGUCCGAUUCGGGCCUGGCAGGGCAGCUGGCCUGGAGCUUAGAGGUGGGGCGUGUGCCAUGGCCCCGCACUGGGCUUUCUGGCUGCUGGCAGUGGGGCUGUGGGGCCUGGGCAUUGAGGCUGAGGUGUGGUGGAACCUGGUGCCCCGGAAGACGGUCUCUUCUGGGGAGCUGGCCACAGUGGUGCGGCGCUUCUCCCAGACGGGCAUCCAGGACUUCCUGACACUGACUCUGACCGAGCAGACCGGGCUUCUGUAUGUGGGGGCGCGGGAGGCCCUGUUUGCCUUCAGUGUGGAGGCUCUGGAGCUGCAGGGAGUGAUCUCAUGGGAGGCCCCAGCUGAGAAGAAGGCCGAGUGUAUCCAGAAAGGGAAGAGUAACCAGACGGAGUGUUUCAACUUCAUCCGCUUCCUGCAGCCGUAUAACACAUCCCACCUGUACGUCUGCGGUACCUACGCCUUCCAGCCCAAGUGCACCUACAUCGACAUGCUCACCUUCACUUUGGAGCGUGGAGAGUUUGAGGACGGCAAGGGGAAGUGUCCCUAUGACCCAGCUAAGGGCCACACUGGCCUCCUUGUGGACGGGGAGCUCUACUCGGCCACGUUCAAUAACUUCCUGGGCACGGAGCCUGUCAUCCUGCGGAACAUGGGGCCCCACCACGCCAUGAAGACAGAGUACUUGGCCUUCUGGCUCAACGAACCUCAUUUUGUAGGUUCGGCCUAUGUCCCGGAGAGCGUGGGCAGCUUCACGGGGGACGAUGACAAGGUCUACUUCUUCUUCAGUGAGCGCGCUGUGGAGUAUGACUGCUAUGCCGAGCAGGUGGUGGCUCGCGUGGCCCGCGUCUGCAAGGGUGAUGUGGGGGGCGCGCGGACGCUGCAGAGAAAGUGGACCACGUUCCUAAAGGCACGGCUGGUGUGCUCCGCCCCUGACUGGCAGCUCUACUUCAACCAGCUGCAGGCACUGCACACCCUGCUGGACGCCUCUUGGCAUAACACCACCUUCUUUGGGGUUUUUCGGGCACGGUGGGGGGACGUGGACCUGUCAGCAGUCUGCGAGUACCAGUUGGAAGAGAUCCAGAGGGUGUUCGAGGGGCCCUACAAGGAGUACCACGAGCAAGCCCAGAAGUGGGGCCGCUAUACUGACCCAGUGCCCAGCCCGCGGCCCGGCUCAUGCAUCAACAACUGGCACCGACGCCACGGCUACACCAGUUCCCUGGAGCUGCCUGACAACACCCUCAACUUCAUCAAGAAGCACCCGCUGAUGGAGGAGCAGGUGGACCCCCGGUGGGGCCGGCCCCUGCUGGUGAAGAAGGACACAAACUUCACCCAUCUGGUGGCUGACCGGGUGGUGGGGCUUGAUGGAGCCACCUAUACAGUGCUGUUCAUUGGCACAGGAGACGGCUGGGUGCUCAAGGCUGUGAGCCUGGGACCCUGGGUCCACCUGAUUGAAGAGCUGCAGGUGUUUGACCAGGAGCCUGUGGAAAGCCUGGUCCUGUCACAGAGCAAGCAGAAGCUGCUCUUUGCGGGCUCCCGCUCCCAGCUGGUGCAGCUGCCCCUGGCCGACUGCGUCAAGUACCGCUCCUGUGCUGACUGCGUGCUGGCUCGGGACCCCUACUGCGCCUGGAGCGUCAACACCAGCCGCUGCGUGGCCGUGGGUGGCCACUCAGGAUCCCUGCUGAUCCAGCACGUGACGGUCUCAGACACCUCGAGUAUUUGUAACUUCCGGGGCAGUAAGAAAGUCAGGCUCACACCUAAAAACAUCACGGUGGUGGCAGGCACUGACCUGGUGCUGCCCUGCCGCCUCUCCUCCAACCUUGCCCACGCCCGCUGGACCUUUGGGGGCCGGGACCUGCCUGCGGAGCAGCCCGGCUCCUUCCUCUAUGACGCCCGGCUGCAGGCCCUGGUGGUGAUGGCUGCCCAGCCCCGCCACGCCGGGGCCUACCACUGCUUCUCCGAGGAGCAGGGGGCACGGCUGGCUGCUGAAGGCUACCUGGUGGCGGUGGUGGCAGGCCCGUCAGUGACGCUGGAGGCCCGGGCCCCCCUGGAGAACCUGGGCCUAGUAUGGCUGGCUGUAGUGGCCCUGGGCGCUGUGUGCCUGGUGCUGCUGCUGCUGGUUCUGUCGCUGCGCCGGCGGCUGCGGGAGGAGCUGGAGAAAGGUGCCAAGGCUGCAGAGAGGACCCUGGUGUACCCUCUGGAGCUGCCCAAGGAGCCCACCAGCCCCCCGUUCCGGCCCGGGCCCGAGACAGAUGAGAAACUCUGGGACCCUGUGGGCUACUACUACUCAGACGGCUCCCUCAAGAUCGUGCCUGGCCACGCCCGGUGCCAGGCCGGUGGGGGGCCACCGUCCCCACCCCCUGGCAUCCCCGGCCAGCCCCUGCCUUCUCCAACCCGGCUCCACCUGGGGGGCGGGCGGAACUCCAAUGCCAAUGGUUAUGUGCGCUUGCAGCUAGGAGGGGAGGACCGGGGCGGCCUCGGGCACCCCCUGCCCGAGCUGGCUGAUGAACUGAGGCGCAAGCUGCAGCAGCGCCAGCCGCUGCCGGACUCCAACCCCGAGGAGUCCUCAGUAUGAGGGGACCCCUCCACGCAGCAGCGGCGGCGAUGGCGCGGGAGGUGUGCUCCCACUUUUGCACAGGCACCAGCUACCUCAGGGACAUGGCGCGGGCACCUGCCUGCCACCGCCCGGCCAUGAGGACCUGCUCUGUCAGCAUGGGCACUGCCACUUGGUGUGGCUCACCAGGGCACCAGCCUCACAGAAGGCACCUUCCUCCUCUGUGAGGGGCUGUGAAUCACGGACGCAUGGGACCCCAGCAGCCAAAAUGUUUCAAGGCAGAAGUUGGAGACAUGGGUGUGCUUGUGUAUAUACGUGUGUGUGGGUGUGUGCAUGUGUGCGUGUGCGACAUAGUCCUCCUGUUUCUGUCGAGUCUUCCCUUGGUGUGGGGUGGUCCUGGUGGGUCAUUGGAGCUAUGAAGGGGAAGGGGUUGUAUCACUUUGCUUCUCCUACCCCCACCUGUCCCCCGUGCGGGCCAGCCAUGUACAUAUGGGGGUGGGUGGGGCAGGGUGCUGUGCCCCUUUGGGGGAGCACAGGGCUCUGGGGUGGGCCGGGUCCUGCUCCCAGGGCUGUGAAUGUUUUCAGGGUGGGGGGAGGGAGAUGGAGCCUCCUGUGUGUUUGGGGGAAGGGUGGGAGGGGCCGCCCCCUUGGCCCUGGCGUUCUGUGGUGUUUCCUACUUGUCCUCCGUGAUGGGGCUGGGGAAGGGUAUGGGGGGAGGGGGGAGGAGAGAGGGUGGGCAUGCUGUGGAGGGUGUAUCCUCUCCCAGCCCUAGGAGGAGGGCUCCUGACAGUGUAACUUAUUGUGUCCCCACGUAUUUAUUUGUUGUAAAUAUUUGAGUAUUUUUAUAUUGACAAAUAAAAUGGCGAUAAUGAAA
Molecule: messenger RNA, 4056 nt
Organism: Sus scrofa (pig)
Lineage: Eukaryota; Metazoa; Chordata; Mammalia; Artiodactyla; Suidae
Gene: SEMA4C
Product: semaphorin 4C
Biological process (GO): axon guidance; semaphorin-plexin signaling pathway; negative chemotaxis
Cellular component (GO): synaptic vesicle membrane; plasma membrane
Molecular function (GO): chemorepellent activity; semaphorin receptor binding
Source: RefSeq, a predicted model, not a curated record